UUACAAUUCCAAAAGAGAAAGAAAGGAAAACAAAAAAUGAAUGGAAGCUCAGGCAGCAUAGACGAAAGUGAUUCCCUAAACGUUUCCAUUUCACCUUCGUCUCCCGACUCUCGCUGCCGCCUUGGAAAUGGAAGUGGAACCAGCAGCGUGGUUUUGGAUUCUGAAGCUGAAUCAAGAAAGCUCCCGUAUUCCAAGUACAAAGGCGUUGUUCAUCAACCCAACGGCCGAUGGGGUGCUCAGAUAUACGAGAAACACCAGCGCGUCUGGCUUGGAACUUUCAAUGAACAACAGGAGGCUGCCAAAGCCUAUGACAUAGCUGCUCAAAGGUUUCGGGGUCUUGAUGCCGUCACCAACCUCCAUAAAUUUGAGGAAGAUGACAUGGAAAUGGCCUUCCUCAAUUCACAUUCCAAGGCUGAAAUUGUUGACAUGUUGCGAAAGCAUACCUACAAUGAUGAACUAGAGCAGAAUUGGAGAAGCUAUAGCUCCCAUGGGAAUGGCAAACCAAAGGAUGCGGGAGUUGGUUCCUUUUCCUUUGGCCUUGAGCUCAAGGUCCGUGAACAGCUUUUCGAAAAAGCUGUGACACCAAGCGACGUUGGAAAGCUGAACCGACUCGUAAUACCAAAGCAGCAUGCCCAGAAAUACUUCCCUUUGGAAACUGGGAAUGCUUCCAAAGAAAUUCUCUUGCACUUCCAAGAUGUGACUGGCAAAGUUUGGAGGUUUAGGUAUUCAUAUUGGAACAGCAGCCAAAGUUAUGUGUUUACAAAAGGGUGGAGCCGCUUUGUUAAGGAGAAGAAUCUUAACGCCGGCGAUAUUGUUAGUUUUCAGAGAUCGACGGGGACGGAUAAACAGCUUUACAUUGACUGGAAGGCAAGAACAGGCUUGGUUUCGAGUUCGGCUGGACCAGUUGAAAUGUUCAGGCUAUUUGGGGUCAACAUAAUUAAGAUACCUAGUGGCAGUGCAAGUGUUUGUCUCGGUGGAUGUAAUGGGAAAAGGACUAGAGAAAUGGAGGUGUUCGAAUUAGAGUUCAACAAGAAACAAAGGGUGAUUAAUGCUUUGUAACAUUACCUAAUUUUCUCUUUAAAUUUUGUUAAUGUUAAGAGGAUGCAGGAAA
Molecule: messenger RNA, 1111 nt
Organism: Hibiscus syriacus
Lineage: Eukaryota; Viridiplantae; Streptophyta; Magnoliopsida; Malvales; Malvaceae
Product: AP2/ERF and B3 domain-containing transcription repressor RAV2-like
Exons: 1
Coding region: 37-1059 (340 amino acids)
Biological process (GO): regulation of DNA-templated transcription
Molecular function (GO): DNA-binding transcription factor activity; DNA binding
Source: RefSeq, a predicted model, not a curated record